CGGGACUUAAAAAAAAAAAAACCCCAAAAGCAGGAGGCAGAGCAACUUCUCGCCCUCGACUCAAUGGGACAAGCAGAAUUUGUGACGGUGCUUUGGGCAAAAGAAGACGCGGGCGAGGAUUCAUAAAUAAAUGUUCAAUAGAGCUGAAAUGAGCAUGUGAGCGGGAGAAUGAGGAUGUACUCAGUCGAGCUCUAAGCCAUGAAAUUUGUCAUCAUGGAAUCAAAGCCUUCAAACCAGAUGCUGUUUUCGUAAAUCCACCAAUCUAUUUCAAACUAUAGCUGCUACAGGACUAGAAUGUUAGCCUAUGUGUAAUUUGCUCUCGCCUAGUGGGAAAUGGCUUUUAAGCACGAAGACAGUUAAAAUUAUCAAACACAGGUUGCGAUUAUUUACCAGAAUCAGAGGGAAGCAGCAGGAAAAGAAAGUAAACACAAUCAAGAUGGAGGUAAAAGGUUAUAUAAAUCAGGUUACAAGCAGCAACGACAGCAUAAGCUCUUCAAAUUCCAUGGUAGAUGGAAAACGAGACAAGGAGGAUCUCAGCUAUGGUAAAAGUCUUUUGUUAGACAAGUCCAAAUUUGAUCUGCAGUUACAACUUUUGGCUCUACAGAUUCCUCAAGAACUAUGUAGUAUUGCAUCUCGAAUUUUGCAUGGGUAUUUGUUAGACAGACCGCGUGUUAAACCUGUUGCACAAGAUCCUUCAAACGAGAAGAUUCGACUUCUAAUUUUAUCGGAAAGCGUCAAAGAUCCAGGGUUAUCUGAAGUGGCAGCUGAUAAACUUGAAUCUUUGAAGAAAGUGUGUGAUAUUAGAGUGGUUCCAUAUUCACUAGUACUUGGAUACACAUACUGGACAGCUGAUCAUAUUCUUAAGGAAAUCUUACCCCCUGGAACGGAAAUUCCUUCAUCAUUUGAAACUAUAGGACAUAUUGCUCAUUUGAAUAUAUGUGAGAACCUGCUUCCAUAUAAAGAUGCUAUUGCAAAAGUAAUUUUUGAUAAAAACCAGCCAAGGAUCAAAACUGUUGUAAACAAGGUUGGGACCAUUUGUAAUGAGUUUCGCGUGCCUACAUUUGAAAUUUUGGCAGGUGAAGGAAAUUUGAUCACAGAGGUUAAGCAGUAUGGAGCCACGUUUCAGAUGGAUUAUGGCCUGGUAUACUGGAACUCAAGAUUAGAACAUGAACACAAACGGCUGGUAACACAAUUCCAGCCUGGACAGAUCAUCUGUGACAUGUUUGCUGGUAUCGGGCCCUUUGCUAUUCCUGCAGCACUGAGAGGUUGCAUUGUAUAUGCAAAUGAUUUGAAUCCAAACAGCACAAACUAUUUGCGCAUCAAUGCAGAACAAAACAAGGUGAAGGAAAGAAUUUCUGUAUUCAAUAAGGAUGCGAGGGAUUUUAUACGCCAUUUGACAGUGAAGACAGAUAGUGAGCCUGAUGCAGAAGGGCAUAUUAAAGAUUGCAAAACUGUAAAUGUACAGUGGUUGGAAGACAGUGCUUUCGUAGAAUUACGUGAUAAUACCAAUAGCAGACAAGAAAUUUCAGCAGCAGAGUUGAAGAGUAGGAAUGAUGGCCUCCAUGCUGAGAAUGGUCCUCAGAACAUUGGAGCUUUAGUUGGAGACAUGAGUGUAGAGCCUAGUGGAUUUUCAAAAGGAACUACUGGAGGUCAGGGAAUUGAAGAGUUGAGUCAUAAAAUUCCAUUGAGCUGUGAACAAAAAAAAUGUUCAGUUAAUACAGACAUUGUGAAAAAUGAAUCUACAAAAAGAAACAAAAGAAAGGAGAAGGAGCAGAUGGCAGCCACUGGCGUUGAUAUCUCAGAAGGCAAGCCUUGGGAGCAUUUUGAUCAUGUAAUCAUGAACUUACCUGCUUCUGCACUGGAAUUUCUUGAUGUUUUUAAGGGGCUUAUUUCAAGGAAGUAUUGGAAAGGGACUAUGCCCUUGAUUCAUUGUUAUUGUUUCAUGCGUUCGAAUGAGACAGAAGCAACAAUCAUUCAGCGUGCAGAAGUGGCCCUGAUGAGCAAAAUAGAGGAUCCUGUUGUCCAUAAAGUUCGGGAUGUGGCUCCAAAUAAGGCAAUGCUAUGUUUGAGUUUUAUGUUACCAGAGAAUGUUGCAUUUAGAGAUGAAAAUAUGUCUACAUUGUUUGAAGGCCAAGAGGAUGAAGUUGAAAGUAUCAAUUCAGAAGGUUUUUUAAAACGAGCACGGACAGAUUUAUUUCCAUCCCUUGGAGAGAAGAUACGAAUAAUGUUUUUGAUUUAUGCUCCAAUGAAAUUCUCAAGGUCUUAUAAAAAUUCAGCUGAGAAGGAGCAUUGCUAAGCUUGGUGGGUGGAGAGCUCCAAAAAGGUUUAUGUCGAGAAUUUUGACCUUUGACAGGUUCAUUGCGCCCAUAAAAAAGUCAACUAGAAAGGAAAAAUGUAGAUGUUGAAAGCAUUUUAGGACCUGAUUUUUUGUUCAAUACAUCAACGGAUCUUAUUUAGCAGACAAUAUACUAUAAGGCAUUCUAGAUUUUUGAGGUAUAUCAACCAUUAAACGAACAUUGAAUCAUAAAAGUCAUAGUUUUCCGUAAGCUUUCUUUUGCAACUAAUAAAUUUAGUGGUCUAAAAUGCAGGUUCUUAGCA
Cryptomeria japonica (Japanese cedar) is the source of this 2598-nucleotide messenger RNA. Its product is annotated as tRNA (guanine(37)-N1)-methyltransferase 1. The transcript has 15 exons. Gene Ontology annotation, cellular component: cytoplasm. Bases 305 to 2296 code for a protein of 663 amino acids. NCBI's taxonomy places the organism in Eukaryota, Viridiplantae, Streptophyta, Pinopsida, Cupressales, Cupressaceae. Gene Ontology annotation, biological process: tRNA N1-guanine methylation. The record is from RefSeq and is a predicted model, not a curated record.